UUUGACGGCUGACUCCGCCCCCUCCUGCGUUCUUGACGGGAAGACGACUCAACUCAGAAGAAUGUAUCUCUGGAAAUAAACGUGACUCUUCGACUGUCUGUAAAGCAUAUGUAAAUACUAGCAACGCGAGGUUGAUUGUCAUGUGUCCAGAUGAGAGAUAGAGUUCAUUUGGCUGGACUGCAUGUAGAAACGCUUCAACCCUGAGUCUUGUCCAAGGCAUGAAGAGGAAAGCUACAGCUAUGGGUGCAGCCUACAGUACUGAUCCAGACCAGCAGCGAAGUGGGACUUCAGGAUCCUCCACAUCUCUGUCACAGGAACAGUUGUUCUCAGUUCCCUUGGAUAUCUUGGAGGAGAUCUUCCUGAACCUGCCUCCACAUCAGGUGGUUUGUGUGUGCCGGUUAGUGUGCCAUCAAUGGAAAGAAGUGGCCGACAGUGAAUCUAUGUGGAAAGAAAGGUGCAGGAGAGAAGGAUGCUUCAUCCGUGAUGCUUCCAGAAUACCUAAAGACUGGAGGUUGUUUUACUUCUUGUGCAAGAAGAGAAGAAAUCUUCUGAAGAACCCAAGAGCAGAGCAUCAAAUGAAGAAUUGGCAAAUAAUUGACAAUGGUGGAGAUAAAUGGAAAGCAGAGGGAGUUAUGGUGCAACAUCCAAAUGAUGCCGUCCAGAAUAACUUUGUGACAUCCUACGGAUUAUGCAGGAAGAUGCAGCUGAUUGAUUUGGAGAAGGAGGGUUACAACCCAUCAUUUAUGGAUCACUUCCAGCCAGACAUCAAGAUAUCUGAUUGGUAUGCACCACGAUGGGAUUGUGGCAGCGAGUAUGAGAUCUCUGUACAGUUGCUGAACCGGAAAAAGAAGCCUAUCCAGACGUUUGCUCCUGAGACAAUUCACUUCCAGCAGUGGAACGAUCAGAAAUGGUGUCAGAUGACCCAUGUUUUCCGGGACUAUGGACAAGGAGUGAGAUUCAUCCGUUUCACCCACGGAGGCAAAGACACCCAGUUCUGGGCGGGAUGGUAUGGGAUUCGUGUAACUGACAGCAGUGUUGAGAUUUGUCCAGCAGGGGACACAGAGCUCUGAGGCUCUUUCUGAAACCGCCAACUAUACUAGCAGUGCGUAGUGAUUUGGCCAAAAUUCAGUAUGUAGUAAGUAGUAUGGGGAAAAAGAGCGAAAUCUGCAGUAUGCAAAACUCCCCGGAUGUCUUACUGAUUCGGAAAAAAUUUCACAGUAUGCAUCAGACCAGACCCCCUCGCAUACUGUUUCCCACAAUGCACAGCACUCACCUCUUUUCUUUUCUCUUCUUUUUUUGACAUGGGGGCACUCAGUUUUUAGGUGCUGUUAAAAUGAUUAAAUUCCAUAUAAACCACUUCCUAACUUUUAAAAUCACAAGUGAUGCUAAAGUAGCAGUUUCGCUAUCAGCUUGUCUGUUGUUUACUUCUGCACUCCAAAACCGGAAAUCCAGUGAAGUCUGGCCCAAAGUACUACACCACCUAUCGAACAGAACAGUCAGACUUCAUACUAAAUUGAAAUGCAGUAUGUAGUAGGCAGUACCUACUGCCUCCUACAUUAGUAGGUAGUAUUUAGCAGGCUGUUUCGAAAGCUGCCUCAGCCUCCUUGAAGUCCUGCUCGCUGUCUUUGCCUGAAAUUGCAAAAUUGCACAGUCUAAUUUGCCUUAUAUAUUAUCUGCAUUUAUUGUAUCUGUCAGAACUAUUUUUUCAGCUUUGAAUACUGUAUAUGCAUAUGUUUGUUAAUGAUAUGUGAUUUGUUUGAUCAGAACUGAAAUUUAAAUUUAAAGUAACAUUGCACUUUUGAUGUUUGAAGAGUCUUGACAGAAAAUAGAACUGUAGCUUAAGUGAAAUAUCGUGGGACAAAUAUGUGUAUUCUAUGCAAAUCGUAACAAAAUCUCAUCAAGAUAUAUAAUUUAUUAUAGCGGCACUAAAAUACAAUUUUUUUUUUCUCACUCUUUAAUGACAUAUAAUUGUUCUGCUUCCUGUGGUAUAUUAAGCUAUAUGGGUUUUGUUUUACAAUAACACGCAACAAGAUUGUACAAGUCACCAAUCUGAUAUAUCCAAACCAAUGACCCUCCUAAUAUAAACUGACUCCAGGUCAAUUAUUUUGUGACAAUAACAAACAAUAGUGUUGUUAAAAAAAGUUUAAAAAAAGAAAGUAUUUUAACCUCUGUCUAUCUUGGCAACAGUAUCAGCCAAUACUCAAUAAUAAUACAAUUAAUAUUAAUAAUGAUAAUGAUAAUAAUAAUACAUUUUAUUUGUCUAGCACCUACCAAAGCUAGUCAACAAAGUUCAAGUUGAGGUAUCAGAAGGAAAGAUAAGAAGUGUAUUUGAAUGACUCUGUUAGGCCACUAUUUUUGAAAAGAAGGUGUAUUGGUUAAAGUUCUGUUCCUCAAAAGAGCCUGAAACUCGUCUUUGCAUUGAUGUUGUUUGUUUCACUACCAAAGAGCCAUUAUAGCCCCUUAAAGUACAAUGCAGCAACUUCAGAAGACAUUAUCUGUUUUAAUUCAGUUAAGAAAAUUAUUUACAUACACCUGCUCUGAAAACUAAUCAUUUUCCUUUAAGGUCAUUGAAUUCUAAGGACCAGAUUACGGUUCUCAUGCUCUUGGCACAUUCAGGUCUAUGGGCCCAGAUGUUUGUUUUCAUUUCCUUGUGAAGUUCAAUGAAGCUUUGAGUAGGUGACGUGAUGCUAUCUCUGACAACAUCCUCUAUCUAUAAGGAUAUAAAAAUGAGCAACACAUAAUGCUUUGACACCACAGACCGUUUUGACUUACAGUGCUCUGUGAAGCAAUUUGUGGUGUUAAAAAAUAUAUAUAAAAAAAAUGUUCUUUAAUUCUGUUUUAUUUGUGUUUCUCCUACAUUACCUGUGGAAAGUGUACGCAAGUUCAUAAUGAAGUCAGACAACAUGGAGUAUUUAAUGUUAGGUUUAUUCAUAAUACUGGUUUAUUGUGAUGCAAGAUACAUUUUGAUGUCAAACUGAAUAAAAAUCAAGACACUCCUUCACUUUA
Notolabrus celidotus (New Zealand spotty) is the source of this 3006-nucleotide messenger RNA. Its product is annotated as F-box only protein 6-like. Bases 219 to 1070 code for a protein of 283 amino acids. The transcript is spliced from 7 exons. Gene Ontology annotation, molecular function: ubiquitin protein ligase activity; protein binding. NCBI's taxonomy places the organism in Eukaryota, Metazoa, Chordata, Actinopteri, Labriformes, Labridae. Gene Ontology annotation, cellular component: cytoplasm; SCF ubiquitin ligase complex. Gene Ontology annotation, biological process: SCF-dependent proteasomal ubiquitin-dependent protein catabolic process; glycoprotein catabolic process. The record is from RefSeq and is a predicted model, not a curated record.